Pezoporus flaviventris is the source of this 854-nucleotide messenger RNA. Its product is annotated as histone H2A. The record is from RefSeq and is a predicted model, not a curated record. NCBI's taxonomy places the organism in Eukaryota, Metazoa, Chordata, Aves, Psittaciformes, Psittacidae. Gene Ontology annotation, molecular function: structural constituent of chromatin; protein heterodimerization activity; DNA binding. Bases 289 to 720 code for a protein of 143 amino acids. The transcript has a single exon. Gene Ontology annotation, cellular component: nucleosome.
GUGCCUAUCAACUGCCUCAGCGAGGUAUGAAUUUGGCGCCUUGCCGUCUGAUUGGCCUGUCUCCACCACCAAUAAACUCGGGGCAAGCGCGGUGGCUCGCAGAGGAGGCCAAUCAGCGAAAAGUUUCUUCCGGCAGACGCACCAAUAGCGAGGCGCGGCGGCGCUAUCCAAUGAGCUGAGUGCUACUUUGGGGAAGGUUAUAAGAGGGCCGGGUGCGGAACCUCUCGCCUCACUUCGCCGCAGAGCUCUGGUGGGCUGGGGACAGAGCGCGCAGAGGAGCGAGGCGCCAUGUCUGGCCGUGGCAAGAGCGGCGGUAAGGCCCGGGCUAAGGCCAAGUCUCGCUCGUCCCGGGCAGGACUGCAGUUCCCGGUCGGGCGUGUUCACCGGCUGCUGCGGCGCGGGCACUACGCGGAGCGGGUGGGGGCCGGCGCGCCGGUGUACCUGGCGGCCGUGCUGGAGUACCUGACAGCCGAGAUCCUGGAGCUGGCGGGCAACGCGGCGCGCGACAACAAGAAGACGCGCAUCAUCCCGCGACACCUGCAGCUCGCGGUGCGCAACGACGAAGAGCUCAACAAGCUACUGGGCGGCGUCACCAUCGCGCAGGGCGGCGUCCUGCCCAACAUCCAGGCCGUGCUGCUGCCCAAGAAGACCGGCGGCGGCAGCGUGGGCCCCACCAAGGCCGGCAAGAAGGGCAGCCGGCAGCAGUCGCAGGAGUAUUAGGACCGGCCGAGCCCUCGGCACCACACAAAGGCCCUUUUCAGGGCCAACCCUAUUGCUCACCAGGAGAGCUGCGAUCCGCGUGGGGAGGGGGCGUGUCGCGGUCCCGUCGUCGGGACUGGAGGCGGAGCUGGCCC